AAUGUUGUUCGUGGCCCUCCGCGAAAGCCUCGACAAAGUGGUUGCGCUAUUUGGAUAGGGAAUCUGCCGCCGCAAACCGAUCUGAUGAGCCUGGUCCAUCACGUGUGCAACGAAGCUUCUAGUCUCGAGUCGUUGUUUCUCAUCUUGAAGAGUAAUUGCGCUUUCGCGAAUUUCAAGGACGACGAAAGCUGCAUUCGCGCGCAGCAAAAGCUUCAUAACUCCAAGUUCCAGUCUGCUCGAUUAGUCAGUCACUUGCGUAAGAACACGGUCGAGGGAGCAACCGGAAAACCUGCGCAUACAGGACCUUCAGCAACAUCGCCUGGGGCGCCGAGUGUGUCACCUGAGCCUCUUAAAAGUCAACAAACACCGAUGGGGCCUGCGACACAGGAAGCUGUAAUGGGUCAAGAGAAGGAAAGAGAUUUAAGAACUGCGCCUAUCGGCGGGGCCGCGCAGCAGAAAGAUAGAUUCUUUGUUCUCAAAAGUUUGACUGUGGAGGACUUGGAUCUCAGCGUAAGGAAUGGCGUAUGGGCAACACAACCCCACAACGAAGGAUCUCUUAACGAUGCUUUUAAGAUGGCCGACAAUGUGUACCUCGUCUUUUCCGCAAACAAAUCCGGCGAGUAUUUCGGGUAUGCCAGGAUGGUGUCAUCUAUAAACAACGAUCCGGCUGCAGCUAUCAAAUUUGGCCUGAAAGCACAAGCCACAAGCGAUAUACACUUCCCCGAGGCUAUCCCUAUAGAAGCUACCGGCAAUUGCCCGCGAGGCAACAUAAUUGAUGACUCAGCACGAGGAACAGUAUUCUGGGAAGUCGAGCAAGAGGAUGUUGAUACAAUACCAACAGGAACUGAUUUGAAACAUUCUGCGAGUGCGCGCAGUGGAUUGAAUGGUGAACAAGACACCAAAACCUGCGGGAAGCUUUUCAAGUUAGAAUGGCUAUCUACAGCACGGCUGCCGUUUUAUAGAGUAAGAGGAUUGAGAAACCCAUGGAAUGCGAAUAGGGAGGUUAAGAUCGCUCGCGACGGGACAGAACUAGAACCGUCAGUUGGAAGACGACUUAUCAGACUCUUCAAUCCUGUGCAGAGCCCA
Messenger RNA from Truncatella angustata, 1086 nucleotides. Its product is annotated as YT521-B-like domain-containing protein. Gene Ontology annotation, molecular function: mRNA binding; N6-methyladenosine-containing RNA reader activity. Gene Ontology annotation, biological process: regulation of alternative mRNA splicing, via spliceosome; mRNA splicing, via spliceosome. The annotation marks the transcript as partial. The transcript is spliced from 3 exons. Gene Ontology annotation, cellular component: nucleoplasm. The record is from RefSeq and is a predicted model, not a curated record. NCBI's taxonomy places the organism in Eukaryota, Fungi, Ascomycota, Sordariomycetes, Amphisphaeriales, Sporocadaceae.